CACCAUUUUGUGACUGUAGUGGAAAAGAAGACCGAUACUUUUUUAUAUCCUUGUUUGAGUUUCUGUGGGGGAAAGACAUGUUUUGCGGAGGAAAAGUAAAGUGCGAGUCCGGACCGCACAGUUGUCAAAGCCGAAAGCCAAGGGAUGUUACCGAGAGUUGUGCGAGCCUCCUCAUCGGCAAAAUAAGACCAUAAAUCUUUCUCUGGCGAGGAGAAAAAAAACCUCUGUUUUGACUUCAAUACGGAGACCAGAGGAACAGAAAAAGGGACGAGGAAAAAGUAGAAGAGGACGAAAAAAUUAAAAGGAGUGCCUUAGAAGUGAAAAAAAAAAAGAGUUGCACAAUCUACAGCACUUUGUGAACAGUGAAGAAGAGAUGAGAUCAUUAAAGAAACACAGAGGGCGUUCUCCCCCAUUAACUAGAGGCAGAGGAGGGAGGAGGAGAGGGGCCUCACAGCCCCUCCAAGAGAAAGACCCCAAAAGAGUCAAGAGGGAGACGCUUGUCAAAACCACACAGCACACACCCAACACCCCCUCCAAACGCAAAUACACCCCGCCCUCUGCCGCCGCCAACUCUAACGAAGAACCAAUCGCAAACAGCAAUACCCUCGCGAAGGGGGAGCCUACUGAGCUGAGCAAACCUGUGGAGUCAGUUGAGAAUGAUGGAAAAAGAGCAGACGAAAAGGCAGAAAAUGAAAAGAUAGUGGGCACGAAUGGAAAUAGUACCAAGCCCACCGAUUCUGUAGCAUCUUCUACCUCUGCCCCGGCGCCAAUCUCCACAGCGACGCCCCCGCCAGCCACCAACCACAGCCCCAGUUUAGGUUCAGUCUCUAGUAGGAAAACAGCCACAUUUAAGGCUCGUGUACCCAAGAAAAAAUACACAUAUGAACACUUUACUAACAAUGCAUGUGCCAUGAAUACCAUUCCUACCUCCAGCCCUGCACUCAUACAUAACAGUUACUGCAAUAUCAACAGCAAGAUCAGUAACAGUGUGAAUAGUCUGAAUAGUAAUUUGACGAGUAGUAACAAUAUCAGUAAUAGCAUUAAUAUUAGCAUCAAUAAUGACAAUAACAGUAAUGUCACAAGUGGAAUUAGGAAGAUGGCUAACAGUAGUAACAAUUGUGCUGGGAAUCAUAGUAAUUUUAUCAAUAGCAGUAAUAGCAGAAGUAAUAAUUGCUCAGGUAAUCAGCCAUCAAUGCUAACUGUGGAUAGCAAAGCUACAGAAGCAAAUCAUUUAAUCCCCAUGGAGGAUAAAACCUUCAGGACAACAAAUUCCUUGGAAAAAGAGUCCCAAGCAAGAGAAAAUGAAUCCGAGGGGGCCCUUAACUCAGUACGCUCCUCUUCCACCGAUACAGCUAGUGAGCACUCAACUGACCUGGAUGUACUGGAAGCAACAGGACCAAGACUUCAUCAGAAGAACUCCCACAUCCCUGCUCCUCACCAUAACUCGCACUUUAAAGAAGCCAGUCCUGCAGAGGGGUUAGCUGAAGCUCUGGCCAAAGGCAUGAAGAACCAGAGAGUUCUGGCUCGACAGAUAAAGCGGUCUGGGGCGAGUGGUGUAGAGGCGGCAGUUACUGGAGACUCUUGCUUCUCAUCAUCAGUCUUUAGACCAGGGGUAGUGCGCAGGGUGAGUGCAGGUACUGUUGAAGUCCAGCUUAAUGGAGAGGAGACCUUUAUUAAAUAUCCGUUUUAUGGUGGAACCAUGAUGGCAUCAUCCUCAGGGGCUGAGAGCACUGUGGAAUUCAUUUUGGAUGCUCCCCCACCUGGCAUGGCACCUGUUGCUGUUGGGACCCAAGUGUGUGUGCCGUUUGGUGGAGAGGAAGGAGGUCCUCUGCUGUACAGAGAAGGGACUGUUGGUCAGGUGGACCCUCACCCGGGUGUCUCAUUUCCUUACCAGGUGCUCCUGAAUGAAGACAGAGAAACUCUGAGUAGAAGAGGGGGGGGAGAGAAAAGGAAAGCAAAUGGUCAGGCUGUAUGGGUGUCCCGACAGAGCCUGAGACUGCUCAUCCCGCCCUGGGAGGUGUCACAUUUAGAUGGUGGGAGGGUAAAGGAGAGAGAGCGGGAGAGGGAAAGGGAAGAGAGGGAGCGGCGGGAGGAGAUGGAGGUAGAGAGGGAAGUCUGCCAGCUAAGUAUUGGAAUGGGGGUGCUGGGAGGUGGAGUAAGGUUGGGUCAUGGUUUUUCACAUGAAGGGGUUGCAGGAGGGCAUACCUAUGGAAAUGUACAUUCACCUACCCAUUCCUCCACUGUGACUUCAAGUGUAAUGGCCAGCACAGGUCACGGGUGCGGAGAUAAUUACUCUGACCGAGAAAGACAAAAACAGUCUAAAACGCCAGAAGAGGAUGUUGAGGUAUCUUGUUUUAACAUGGGCCACACCAGUGGUCCAAAACCAAAUUCUGGGACCUCUCAGCACAGAAACGUAAUCUCCAAGUCCAGUGGCUACCCUCCUUCCUCCCCCCACCUCUCUGUGGUGCGGGGUCUGGGACCCCCACACCUCUCCACCAUAGCUAGUCUUCAGCCAUCCCCAUCCCCUGCCUUACUGGGGUCUGAAAUGAAUAACCUACCUCCAUCCAAGACCACUCCGACCCAGAACCCUACUCCUACUUUUGGUGGGGGGUCCUCCUCUACCUCCUCUCGCUCCAGGACUCCCCUCUCCUUGGCUCAGCAAAAAUACAAAAAGGGUGAUGUGGUGUGCACCCCUAAUGGAAUCCGUAAGAAGUUCAAUGGCAAGCAGUGGAGGAGGCUGUGCUCCAGGGAGGGUUGUAUGAAGGAGUCUCAGCGUCGAGGAUACUGCUCGAGACAUUUGUCCAUGAGGACCAAAGAGAUGGAGGCAGCAGGUGGAGAGAAGGGAGGAGGAGGAGGCAGCAGCUCAGGGACAGUCACCCCCUCUGACCUCCGCGGGAGAGCAAGCAGUGAGUUUGAGUGGGAUGACACAUCAAGAGAGAGCAGUGAGACAAGUAGCAGAGGAGACUCCAGACCCCGCUUGGUCCUCCCGUCCCUCCUCCCUCAUGACCUAUCGUCACGGUUUGACUUCGAUGAGUGUGAGGCUGCCACCAUGCUUGUGUCAUUAGGGAGCUCCCGCUCUGGCACCCCCUCUUUUUCUCCCAUCUCGAACCAGUCGCCCUUUUCCCCUGCCCCCUCUCCCUCACCCUCUCCACUGUUCGGUUUCAGGCCGGCCAACUUCUCCCCCAUCACUGCCUCACCAGUCUUGCAACACCGGAGGCACAGGCAGCCCAGUGGCACGGGGGGAGGAGGGGGAGGGGGCAGUAAGGUAACAACCCCAGCUGGAGGAGGAGAAAGGGAGAGACAUGCAUCGGGCAUCCAGCCCUCCUUCCACAGUAACUUGACGUUUACAGUCCCGAUGAGCCCAAGCAAGCGAAAGCCAGAUGCACUUCCUCCACCACCUCUCCCCUCACACCACCACGAUUACACACCCAAAACAGAACUGGAACAGGGAGACCUGAACAACUCUUUCAGGGUGCUGUCCCCCCAAACACCAGCUUCACAUUCCUGCACACACACGCCCACCUUCUCUCGACCCAAAGGAGUAGCCACCCCCUCGUCCAGCAGGCCGCCAUCCUCCACUGCUGUCUCCCCUCCUCCUCUGCUGGUGUCCCCUACUCCUCCUUCUCCUCUUACUGCAGAUGGAGGGCCUCGUCGUGUGGUCCCUAUUUCCCAACAGGCCUUACGGGACUCCCCUGUCAUUGUGAGGAAUCCCGAAGUCCCCCUGGCAAAAUUUACAGAGUGUCCCUUGGGAAGAGGAGGAGGAGGUGGAAAUGAGGGAGAGAUAGAAAACACUUCAUCUAAAGACAUUGCCCUAACCCCCCUUAAUCCUCAGUCAGUUUCCGGCCUUCAGGUUCCCGUCCCGAUUAAUGCUGCUGCAGCCACAGUACCCAACGGCGCCGUCCUUUUUCGGAGCCCAGCCCAAACUCUGUUGCUUGUGUCCCCAACACCUUCCUCCCUGUCCACUACUGACAACCCCGCCAACCCCCUGCAGGCCCUGUCAGUUACUGUCAGCACAACAGUCACAGCUCCUGCUCCCAGUAGCACGAACAGUUCUGGUGAACGAGAGGAGAACAGGGGCCCAGGGUUUGGUGGUGAGGUCCAGCAGCCUGUUCCCUGUCACCCCUCUCCCACUGCUCUGCUGCCCCUGAUCCUGCCAGCAGAAAGUCUUCACCCUGUUCCACGAAAGGAUAUCAUCAUGGGACGUCCUGGCACAGUGUGGACCAAUGUAGAGCCCAGGUCCGUUCCAGUCUUCCCUUGGCAUUCAUUGGUUCCUUUUCUAGCACCUACCCAAUCAGAUGCUUCUUCUCAGCCGGGAGAGGGCCAACACCCAGUCAACCAUCCCCAAGCAGCCAGUCUAAAGACAGAGUGUCAGGGGGUGGCAGCACUGUCGCUGGAGCCUGCAGAAGCACCUCCCACAGCAGAGAGAGGCCCCCCAUCACGGCCUCCCCCCUGCUCUGAUGAGCCGCCUCCAGAGAAGGAGAAAGGAGAUGCAGAAAGGGAGAGGCCUGACAGUGAAACUGAGAGUGAUGUGGAUGACCCCUUCCUCCCAGGGGUUGUACCAGAGCAGCCCCUCUCUACAUCACCAGUAAAGAGACGCACUCAGUCCCUCAGUGCACUGCCCAAAGAUGGAGACAAGAGCAGCCCAGGAAAGAGGGAGAAGGACCACAUCCGGCGACCAAUGAAUGCAUUUAUGAUUUUUAGUAAGCGCCAUCGAGCACUGGUGCACCAGCGGCAUCCAAACCAGGACAACAGGACAGUCAGCAAGAUUCUUGGGGAGUGGUGGUAUGCUCUGGGACCCAAAGAGAAACAGAAGUACCAUGACUUGGCCUUCCAGGUAAAAGAAGCCCACUUUAAGGCCCACCCAGACUGGAAGUGGUGCAACAAAGACAGGAAGAAGUCCAGCUCUGAAGGUCGUGGGGUCCCAGGAGGCAAAGAUAUCAGAGAGAGGAGCAUGUCUGAAUCCACAGAGCCCCAUUCUGUGGAGCUGAAGGGUGUCGGUCCAGGUCUGGUGGGGGUGUCUGAGAGAAAUGCUGGAGAGGGUCAUGGAGGCCAGCUUACCCGUCCCAGAGCAUUCUCUCAAAGUGCCAUGCACAGCCUGGAGCGGAGUGACAGGGGUAAUACACAAGCCCUGGCAGAACUGGCACAGAUGUGUGGGGAUGGUGGCAGUCAGUUUUCGAGCCAUGCCCCUCCACUGUCACAGUCACAGCGCGGCGUCAGCGAGGACAUGACCAGUGAUGAGGAGCGCAUGGUCAUCUGUGAGGAGGAGGGAGAUGAUGAUGUCAUCGAGGACCCUUAUCCUAGCAGUUCAAUAGACCUCAAGUGUAAGGAGCGGGUGACUGACAGCGAUAGUGAGAACGGGUCAGGAGAUGAAAGUGACCGGAAGAGAGUUUUUGCUCCAGUCAUCUGCUCCUCUGCAUCGUCCUCUUCCUCACACCACACUUCUCAUGGGAGGAGUGUCUCGCUAUCCUCUUACCCCACCAGCAAGCGUUAUGAUGAGGGGAGGUCAGGAGGGGGAGGGUUUUUGGACCACAAGAGAAAGGAAAGAGGAGAGGGAGAGGGUAAGGACACAUUUGGGGGUGACGGAGGUGGAAGUGUACAAGCCCCUUCUCUUUCGCUCUCUUCUGGCCAGUCUGCCAUAUCCACUUCUUCUGCUGAAGGGCCUCCGACCUCAUCAGUAGGUUCACUGGGUGCGAACCCACUCCUGAGCAUUGGCGCUGUGAGAGUGGCUUCCACGGUGGUGACCAACGUUAUGCGUCCUGUUAUCAGCACACCACUCCCCAUCGCUAGCAAACCCAAAAUUGGAGGUACUUCAUCCAGCCCACAUCCACCUGAGAGGAAGUCCCUGACUCCCCAGCAGCAGCCACAACUUCUGAUUGGCUCAGGCUCCGCAAGUGGGACUGCAGCCACAGGGGGUGGGUACUACUCUUCAUCAUCACCUAAUCCUGUGAGUGCCGGUGUGGGCCCAGGUGGCGUAGUGACUAAUUUGGUGUUAGGAGGAACUUUGUCUGCCCAACCUGCUGUACAGCUCAUCACUCCCUCCCCUCAGCCUCAGCAUUCCCAGCAGCAAGCCCUCUCCUCUACAGCUGUUUCAGCCCCACAUAGCCAAACCAAUGGGCCCCUACCUCUGCCCCUGCUUCAGCCCCAGUUCCUUCCUGCUUCCUCCCUGGCACCACCUGGGGGUAAGGCCAUCACACAAGUUCAGUACAUUCUGCCCACCUUACCUGCCAACACCAACCCCAAGAGUCCACCUCAGCAGCUCAGCCAGCCAACCAGUAUCUUCAACCUGCCCACAGCUCCACCAACGCAUAUGUCCUUGGCCAACGGAAAACAGCAGGGUACAAGUUCACUGACAGGAUAUACGUCCAGCCCAGCAGUGGGAGUGGUCAGCCCGGGAACUAGAGUGCAAACACAGUCUCCGGUGCUACAGGGUAAAAUGCUUGUUCCCAUGGCAACAGUACGGACUGCGCCAGCCCCUGCCCAGCAGUUUCCUAUUGUGGCUCCACCUCUUCCUGUCCAGAACGGUGCUCAGUCUGGAAACAAGAUUAUCCAGAUAGCUCCCAUGCCUGUGGUCCAGUCCCAGCUGCCUCAGGGUGGAGCAGUGCAUCCUGCCAGCCCCUUCCCUGUAACAAUGGGUACAGCUGCUGUGGUCGCACCAGGAUCAGCCCCCUCCCAGGCUGUACUACUGCCACCAGCGCCUACCAGGAUUACCUAUGUCCAGUCCACUCCAGGGGUCCCAUCCACUCUGCCUCUGGUCUCCACAACAACAGGCUCUUCCUCCUCCCAGCAAGCCCUGCCGGUGCCUGGAUCUGCAUAUGUUCCAUCACCCCUAGCAACACUUGGGUUCACAGCUAUUGCACCACCUGGACAGACGCUUGUUCAACCACUUAUUACAGGUCAGCCACCGCUCCUAGCCACAGCUCAGUCUCCACAGCCCUCCACCUCAGCCCCUGCUUCAGGCUCUGGGGGCCAGAUAGUCACAGCCAUCUACCCUCCUUCCCCCGGCGUCACCAUGGCAACAGGGGUGGUCUCCAUGGCAGCAGUACCCCCCAGUGUGGUCUACUCCGUCUCAAGCUCUUCGAGCGCUUCCCCCCACAUCCUGCCCAAACACACAACAACCCCCACCACCAUCACGCACCUACAUGCACAGCCCCAUCCAGACAGACAGGCAGACAGGCACCUGCUCCUGGACAGACCCGCGGAUCGACACACCGACAGGCAGUCUGAGAGGCAGACAGAACCGAUGACACAUUCGGACAGACAGCUUGAGAGGCAGACGCAAACCUCCAGCAGUAGCAGCUCAACGGCACCUCCCAGUGGCUCAGCUACAUCCUUAAGGCCCUGCAGUCCUUCGCUUCAGAUCCAAACACCUGGCAGUACACUAGGUACAUCCAAGCUAACCCAGCUUCCAGUCAGGAUUCCUCAGAAAGUGAAGGCAACAGUAGCGACCAUUCCUGUGGGCAGCUACGAUGGAGGAAGCCGAGGGAAAGAAAGGGAGCGGGACAAAGACAGGGAGCGAGAGAGGGAGAGAGAGAGAGAGCGGGAAAAGGAGAGGGAGAGGGAAACUGCAGCCAACAGCCAUUUCUCCUUUGAUCCUGAUGCGACACGGCAGACAGGGUCUCCAUCAACACAUCCUACUGAGGAGCCUGCAUCCUCUGACAGACCCCUGGAGGGCUCCAGUGCUGCAGACUCCUCUGACACAAGGAACUGGGAAAGCACAAUUGCCAAAGAGGCUGGGUGGAAGGAGUCCCGCCCAUCAUCUCCUCUCCCCCCUCCAUCAGCCACAGAACCCACCCUGCCACCUCCACAGACUGACAAAGAUAUUCCUACACCAAAAAAGGUCAAAGCUCGCCCACCACCUCUCAAGAAGACGUUUGACUCCGUGGACAAGACUGGCAGGGUGCUGUCAGAGGUGUAUUUUGAGGAACGCUUUGCCGAGCUGCCAGAGUUUCGGCCAGAGGAGGUUUUGCCUUCACCCACCCUGCAGAGUCUGGCCACUUCACCCCGUGCCAUUCUGGGCAGCUAUCGCCGCAAGAGGAAGAACUCCACAGACUUGGACUCAGCCACUGACGAUCAAGUCUCUCCCAAGAGAAAGAGUCGGCGGCGCUCCAGCUGCAGCUCUGAGCCCAACACGCCUAAAAGUGCUGCCAAGUGUGAGGGAGACAUCUUCACCUUUGAAAGAGCAGCCCCAGAUGGGGAAGACAUCCUGGCAGAACUGGAGUUUGAUAAGGUGCCGUACUCCUCCCUGCGACGGACUCUGGACCAGAGGAGAGCGCUGGUCAUGCAGCUGUUCCAGGAGCAGGGUUUCUUUCCAUCAGCUCAGGCCACUGCAGCCUUCCAAACAAGAUACUCCGAUAUAUUUCCCACCAAGGUGUGUCUGCAGCUGAAGAUCAGGGAGGUGCGACAGAAGAUCAUGCAGACAGCGACUCCCUCAGAUGGUCCUGGUUUAAGCGCCGCAGACUUAGCUCUCUCCCUCCCUGGACCUUCUGGCUCCCAGACAGGGGAAGGAUCUGGGAGAGGAGGUGGAGACCUGCAGGACGACGAAGUGGAACAAGGGACAGAAGCAAGCCCAGAGGAUCCUCGUGAUUCGCAGGACUCUUCCAGAUGAGAGAUACCGACAAGUUAGAUUGACCAAUCAGUGUCUGCUGACCUUUCCACCUCAUACACGCUUUCACGCUUCUCCACUCUCUUUACUUUCCUCUGCUGAUUAUUUUUCUUCGUCGACAGCCAUCCUUGGAGAGUGAGUGAUGUUUGUAUGUAAUGUUGGGACUUUUUUUUUCCUAUUAUAUUACUCUUGCACCAAAAAAAAAAAAAACUUUUAAAAACCAGUGGCACAACAACUACCAUGUAUACACGUACACCCUUCAGACUUUUAAUUCCCACACUUGAAUUAGCACUCUGUAUUAACCACCUUUGAGAAAGGUCGCAUUGAUUCCAGUGCACAAAGGACAAUUGUGUACAUCUGCACUCAUUUGCCUUGAAGAAGAAAAGGUUCUCUUUUUGGAUGAAGAAACCUGCUUAACCCAUUCUUAGACUGUUAAAGUCAGCAGUUUUAAAUGAGGAUGAUAUAUGUUUUGAUAUUUGUCUUGUUUGUAUUAGUUUUAGAGGUAAGAGCAGUGAUUAUCUGCUAGCGGAACAACCUGUAUGCAGAUGUGACUGUUGUAAGCUCGCGUCUCGUUUCUGCUGACAUUCGGGGGCUGGGCCCUCAACAGCCAGAAAUUACUUGAUUGACAAAGAGUCAUGCGGUGGACCUGGAAAGAUCUUUUUCUUACCUGUAGACCUUCAGGAGAGGUCUACCAGGAGUGACUGAAAAAAAAAACUGACUGAAACUCAAGUGAACUUCUGGCAGUGCCAUCAUUCCUGCAAUUACCUGACUGCCCAAGUCCUCCCUUCUUGCGACUAACCCUAGCACAUGCCAGUAGGUAGGAACCAAGCAUUCCUGUGCCUCUCAUUCGCUAGCCAUGAAGGAAGGAGGUGGGUCAGAGUCACCGGGCACAUCCUGGCUCUUAAUUGUAGAGGUCAGGCUGAUAAGACCUUAAUCCUCUCUUGCCAAGCAGUUUUAUCAACUUUUUUAAAUAAUAUGAUUUGUAUUUAACAUUGUCAUUUUCAGUUGGUUGUUGUACUAUUCUUAUAGUUAUAAUUAUUACUCCUCAUAUCAUUGCCGUGAACCCCGGUCCUCAGUUCUUUUGUCAUUGCUGGUUUCCUUUAUUUCUGCCAGUUACUGACUUCUUGUACUAUUUUUUUUUUAUAUAUAAGUUUUGAGGCAGGUGAGAGAUGCUGUUCCACACCUGUACAGUUGCUCCAUUGUAGUCUUCCCCUGACGGGCAUCUCACCUCAGCAAGGACCUGCGUUGCGGUAAUUUUUAUUGUUCAUUUCAAAUUGUUCACACAACAUGGACCUUUAUAUUCUUUGAGCAGUAAUAAGACGAAUGUUUUUAGACAACCCUGUAUGCCUCUCUGUCCCCUCGCUAAGUCUGAUUCUAUAGGCUCAACACUUGUACAUCUCCUCACGCCACCUCCUUCCUCCCCUCGUCACUUUAUUGCUCUCUCCAAACCUCCUCUGAACGGGCGGAGAGAAAACUGGGGGAAGUGACAGGAGGGUACCGGAUCAAUGAGAGCUAGUAGGAUAUAAUACUGGUUGUGUCUUUGUGCAAGACUUGGGUGUGUUGUAAAUAUUUACUGUAGAGUCAGUAGACUCGUCAUAAUAUUGAUAAGGAAAAUCUGUCAUUGAACAUAAAUUGACUUUGAAAACACCAUUACUGAAGGUAAAAUACAUGAAAUGUAAAAAUAAUAAAUAUGGAUAUUAA
Stegastes partitus (bicolor damselfish) is the source of this 10303-nucleotide messenger RNA. It is a transcript of the gene cicb, whose product is annotated as capicua transcriptional repressor b. Lineage: Eukaryota; Metazoa; Chordata; Actinopteri; Pomacentridae. The record is from RefSeq and is a predicted model, not a curated record. Gene Ontology annotation, molecular function: DNA-binding transcription factor activity, RNA polymerase II-specific; RNA polymerase II transcription regulatory region sequence-specific DNA binding. Gene Ontology annotation, cellular component: nucleus. Bases 374 to 8605 code for a protein of 2743 amino acids. Gene Ontology annotation, biological process: regulation of transcription by RNA polymerase II. The transcript is spliced from 21 exons.